Molecule: messenger RNA, 491 nt
Organism: Strongylus vulgaris
Lineage: Eukaryota; Metazoa; Nematoda; Chromadorea; Rhabditida; Strongylidae
Source: the annotation of a GenBank genome assembly
AUGGAAAUCUAUCACAAUCAAGAAUGGGCUAGAGAUGAGCGCUAUUCUUCUUUUUGGGCCCACUACAUGGCUGUGGAGAAAUGGCGAAGUGACCAUGCACAUAUGGCUGAGGUGGCAUGUCGAAUGGUUCGUGGAAAGGCAAAACCUUAUCAGAAGAAAAAGCAAGGGUCGCGGCAAGGCUCAAAAAGCAGUCCGAUGAAGGGCAUGCCCAUAAAAGUGAAGGAUGAUGUCGCAUCUGAUCCACGGAGUGAUGAUGUAGAAAAGAAUGUCGAUAGACCAUCAGUGUCUGUCGAAGUCGAAGAAAUGUCUGAGGAGAUGGUAGCUUUUUUCAGGAAAACGAUUGAACAUCGUAAAUCUCGAGCUGCUGAAAAAGCGGAGAAGGAACGUCUUGAAGCGGAAGAACAUGGAGAAGUAGAAGGGCAUUGGAUACGUCUGAAUAAUGAUGACUAUGUCAUGGCCGAUAAAAGUAAGUUACGCAGUCAGUCUUGAUU